Messenger RNA from Lolium rigidum, 946 nucleotides. RefSeq lists its product as uncharacterized. The coding region runs from base 89 to 838 and encodes 249 amino acids. The transcript is spliced from 5 exons. Lineage: Eukaryota; Viridiplantae; Streptophyta; Magnoliopsida; Poales; Poaceae. The record is from RefSeq and is a predicted model, not a curated record.
CGACUCCUUGCUCCCCUGCUGCCCACGCCUGCGCGUGCUAAGGCUAAAGUUCAAUGACCGUUGGGGCCACUACCGCAUCAGAACCUUCAUGUCACUCCACUCCACGUCGCUGCAAGAGCUUUGUGUGGAUGUCGAGAACGCUUUUCGGGAGGUCAACAUCUCUAUCUUGGCACCAAUGCUUGAGAAGCUCUCAUGGAAAUGUUCCUAUUCCUUUAUUAACUUUGGUCCUUGCAGAAUUGCAAAGUUGUGGCUGCAGAAGGCGGAGAGACAAGGAGAGCUCCCUUCAUUGCUCAUCCAUGCCCGCAUUAGCUCGUCCAUUGUUCAUGGUGAAGCGGGGAACUCUACGCAAGAGAUAGAGAAACAUAUGCUCGCAAAGUUCUCUGUUUUGGAGCUACAUCUCAGGCCAAAGGGACAUGCUUUUGGAGCAUUCAUGUUUCAUCUCCUUGGGAUGAAUCGGUUUUUUAGGGCGACGCAGAGGCUCAAGGUUGUCCUACAGAGAUCCGCGUUGAAGCAAGAAUGCCCACUAGAUUGUGCUUGUGACCACCCGGACUGGAGAUCCCAAACUAGCUCCUUGACCGCUCUCGAAGAAGUGGAGAUCAAUGGCUUUCAAGGACACGAUCAUGAGAUCGAUUUCUUGAAACUGAUAUUCAAAUGUGCACCGAUGCUUAGAAGAAUGAUUGUGCGUUUCUCACAUGAGGUCUUAUUUCGUGAUCAUCAUGGAUGCACACAAAUACGAAACAUCUUCAGGGAAUAUUCUUCUGUGGAAUGCUAUCUUUAUCUUAGCUCUGCCUCCGCUGCAGGUUUAGAGCAUGGCAGCGACGGGUUCCCAUCAACAUGAUUCUAAGCCUUGCAUAUUUGGAUUCAUGAUGGUAUUGACAAAGACCAAGCUUUUCAUCUGCGGACAACCUCCAUUACCUGUUCUCUCCUGACUUUGCUUUGUUGCUUC